CUUCUGUUUACUAAAAAACGAUAUGAUUUUAAUUUGUUUAUGGAAAUGUUCAUGAAAAAUUCUAAUGACAAGAACCAUUUGUUUAAAAAAAAAACAAAUUAAUUGUUGAAUAUCAUUAAUUUAAUGCGUUUUUUCUACCUUCUACAUGGGAGUAAAUUUAGGUCCUAGUUUAUUUGACUUCACCUUCUAACCUAGCAAAUUGGAUAACAAAUAUCAUUGUUUUAUUUUCUCUAUUUUAGCAAUUUAUAGUAUAAUCAAAUUUCAAGAUAAUAUCUUGUUUACAAUACUGCAUUUAUGCUUGUUUUUCUUUUUGGAUUAUGCUAAUAAAAAUCUGAAUCAGACUUUGGACUUUUAUCAGAAUCUGAAGUACACGUAUAUCAGUUUCGUUUAAGUAACAAUAUCAGAGAAGUCUAUUAAUCUGUGAGAUUCUGAGGUAACAGUACCAUCAAUAAAUCUAUAAAAUAUGUCUUCUGCAGUUAAAGGUGUUUUUAUUGUUGGAGCUAAAAGAACUGCUUUCGGUACUUAUGGCGGAAAACUAGCCAAAGAAACACUCAGUGAUCUUCAAACCGCUGCAGCAAAAGCUGCCCUUGCAUCUGGUGGUGUAAAACCUGAAAUGGUAGAUACUGUUAUCGUUGGAAAUGUUCUCCAGAUUUCCAAUGCUGAUGGUGCCUUUGUUUCCCGUCAUGCAGCAUUAAAAUGUGGAAUUCCAGUAGAUAAACCAGCUUAUACAAUUAACAGGCUUUGUGGUUCAGGAUUCCAGUCAAUCAUUAAUGGUUGCCAAGAUAUAGCAACUGGUGUAGCACAGAUUUCUCUUGCUGGAGGAGUAGAGAACAUGUCGUCUACUCCUUAUUCUGCUAGGAACGCUAGGUUCGGAGUUCCUUUGGGUCAGAAUAUUAUUUUAGAGGACUCUUUGUGGCUUGGACUCACCGAUACAUACUGUAAAAUGCCCAUGGCACUUACUGCUGAAAAAUUAGGUGCUCAAAAGCAAAUUACAAGAGAUGAUGUUGAUCAGUAUUCAUUGAGAUCUCAACAGCUGUGGAAAGCUGCACAGGAUGCUGGAGUUUUCAAAGAGGAAAUCACCCCAUAUCCGGUGAAGGUAAAAAAAGAAAUGGUCAAUUUCGAAGUCGAUGAACAUCCAAGACCACAGACUACUCUUGAAGGAUUGGGAAAACUUAAGCCUUUAUUCAAAGAAAACGGACUUGUUACAGCUGCUGCUGCUUCUGGUAUUUGUGAUGGAGCCAGUGCUGUGGUCAUUGCUAGCGAAGAAGCUGCUAACAAGCAUAACCUUAAACCUUUGGCUAGAAUAUUAUCAUAUGCUUAUGUAGGUGUAGACCCAACUAUCAUGGGAAUUGGACCAGUGCCAGCUAUAAAUGCAGCUCUAAAAGCCGCAGGAAAAACUUUAAAUGAUAUGGAUCUCAUUGAGAUAAAUGAAGCCUUUGCUGCUCAAGUUUUAGCCUGUGCCAAGGAUCUUAAAGUCGAUAUGAAUAAACUGAACACCAAUGGUGGUGCUAUUUCUAUUGGACAUCCACUUGCAGCUUCUGGUUCAAGAAUUAUUACACACUUAGUACAUGAAUUGAGGAGGAAGAAGGCUAAACUUGGAGUUGGUUCUGCUUGCAUUGGAGGAGGACAAGGAGUUGCUAUCGUGAUUGAAUCAUUGUAAUUUGGGGCUCAUCAAUAAUUUUUACUCUUUAUAUAUUUUCAAUGAAAAUUUUUAUUUUCAAUUAUUUUAUUUGUCAAUUUAAAUAGAAUACAAAAGUUCUUAUUGCAAUAUUUUUAAGAUAAAAUAAUUUUUAUAAAGAACUUAUUGUACGAAAUAUUUUUAUAUUUACAAUGAUAAAAUAAAGCAAAACAUUUACUGUC
Messenger RNA from Harmonia axyridis, 1860 nucleotides. RefSeq names its product 3-ketoacyl-CoA thiolase, mitochondrial (gene yip2). Gene Ontology annotation, molecular function: acetyl-CoA C-acetyltransferase activity. The record is from RefSeq and is a predicted model, not a curated record. The transcript is spliced from 7 exons. Gene Ontology annotation, biological process: fatty acid beta-oxidation. Bases 464 to 1660 code for a protein of 398 amino acids. NCBI's taxonomy places the organism in Eukaryota, Metazoa, Arthropoda, Insecta, Coleoptera, Coccinellidae.